AUGAAGGCUCCAGCAGCGCCUUACUCGCCGUUCACCCACCCACCCCUCAUCAUGGAUAAGCUCGAGGUCGGUUCGCUCUACAUCAUGAUCUCAAUUCCUCUUCCCAUCUACCUCGGCCGUAAGAAACACACUUACGCAACCGCCUUGCCCGACGAUCCGACCUUCCCUUUCUGCACCUACGAGCUCAUGGUCUCUGAUGGCCUGUCCUCCGAAGAGUUUCACUGGGACCUCUACUGGCACACCUCCGACUCCCCUCACAGUACUCUCAACCCUAACGACGAGGGCAGCGGCAUCAUCUACCGCCUCCGCCAACUCAAGACCUGCCCACCGGCCUAUGUCUAUGAUCGCCUCAACGUCGUCCGCGUCCGCUCGCACUGCCAGCUUGUCGGCCUCGUGCGCACCCUCAGCGUUCCCGUCUCCGCCAUCCCGCACUUGACAGCCUACCUUGACUGGCUGACGGCCGAAUCGUCGCGCGUCGCGGAACGGAGCUACGUAUGGGCCACGAUGGCGUACUACCGCACGCGCCGCCACGUACUCAAGGGUGACGGCGUGCAGGACCACAGUUUCCACCAGUUCGAUAUCUCACGCUUCACAGCAGAAUUGCUGUCGUUCGCGUACCGUGAGGCGCCUGGUGCAUUGGCUGUGGGCACAGGAGGGUCGCCGAGGCCGGUGAUUGCGUCUUAG
Molecule: messenger RNA, 684 nt
Organism: Colletotrichum spaethianum
Lineage: Eukaryota; Fungi; Ascomycota; Sordariomycetes; Glomerellales; Glomerellaceae
Exons: 1
Coding region: 1-684 (227 amino acids)
Source: RefSeq, a predicted model, not a curated record